AUGAAGCAAAUUGGCCGACAGACCACUCUGGAUGGUUUUUUCCGUCCUCGCAGUCCCAAAGGGAAGAAGUUCCAGCUCCCACCAUCUCUUCCCCUUACUCCCCCUGCACCCGCGUCACCAUCUCCACCCGCUUCACCAUCCCCACCAGCUUCACCAUCUCCACCAGCUUCACCCGAAAGACAAGAACGUGCGGCAUCAUUCAUCAGCAUUUCAUCCGGCGGAAUUGAGCCCGACGGAAUUGAGCCCGACGAAAAUGAGCCCGACGUUCAAGAAUAUACGGGGCCACCGCUCUGCGACGAGCAGCAACGCCUUGUCGACAUCAUCAUGAGCGGCAGAAACGUCUUCUUUACUGGUUCAGCCGGCUGCGGUAAAUCGACCGUCCUCAAGGCUGCCAUUGCUCAGCUCGAAGCUAGCGGUCUCAUCGUCGCCGUUACUGCGCCUACGGGGAGGGCCGCCCUCAAUGUCGAUGGCACCACGUUGUUUUCAUUCAUGGGCUGGUCCCCUAAAACUAACGAACUGGAUUUGGAUAACAUCACCAAUAUGAUGUACGGGAAAUCGAAGAAAUUGACAAGGAAGGCUCUUCAAAAAACCGAUGUUUUAAUUAUCGAUGAGAUCAGUAUGGUGGAAAAUAACUUCCUGUCGCGAAUGGAAGACGUUUUGCGUAACAUCCGAGAUCAAAGACGUUAUUGGGGUGGACUGCAGCUCAUUUUCACGGGAGACUUUUGCCAGCUACCGCCGGUUCUGCCAUUCAAGCAUUGCUGGGUAUGUGGAACAGAGCAAGAUAUACAAGAUGAGGAUCAACCCGUUGACAGGAUAAUCGAAUGUCCCAGAGGCCAUGGGCCUUGGAAUUAUGAGAGGGACAGGUGGGCUUUCAGAAGCCCUGCGUGGGAAGCAGCCAACUUUGAGUACGUCAACCUCAAAGAGAUUCAUCGCCAGAGCGACCGCCCAUUUAUCGAGGCGCUUCAGAAAUGCCGACUUGGCAUCCGUCUUUCCUCACGGGAAUUGAACAUGCUCCUAAACCACGAGUCAGAAGUGGAAAAUGCCACACGACUUGUCCCUACAAGGGCCGAGGCGAAGAAAAUAAACGCAAAGAAGUUGGCGGAGAUCACCGAUCACACAUCAAAGGACUACACAUGCGAGGAUGGUAUCUGGUUUCCCCCAUCGUACGAUGGACCAAAUGAUUACCUGGGAGAGCGCACUAGGGAAAAUACCUUGAAACGGUUCGAUGACCACCGGUUCGACAAAAAAGUCGAGCUCAAACAAACACAGCUCGUCAUGCUCCAGGUCAACCUCAAUCUGAAAAAGGGCCUCGCCAACGGUAGCCAAGGUGUCAUCGUUGGCUGGGACAAGAUUGACAAGGACAACUUACCAACGUACGAGGGGAAGGAUGCCUGUCUCAAAGAAGAACAUGUUGUUCUGUUCACAGAGGAAUAUUUAAGGAAGUUUCCCAACCCAAAAGACCAAGUCUGGCCCGUCGUGCGCUUCAAUAAUGGCUACCGAAAGACUAUCUACCCUGUCUGCGUCGUUAACCACAUGGGCAACCAGUCGCAAGUACUGAUGUACAGAACUCAGAUCCCUCUCAUACCGGGCUGGGCAAUCACUAUACACAAGAGUCAGGGGAUGACUCUUGAUCAAGUCAUUGUCAAGCUGGAUAAGGUUUUUGAGGUGGGGCAGGCGUACGUUGCACUGUCAAGAGCAACGAGUCUAAGGGGACUUCGUAUUGAAGAAGGAAAUAGUCACACUUUGUCUGCCGAAUUGGGUAGAAAUCCGGAGGUUCAUGAAUUUUUGGAACAGAAGUUUGGGAGAGACUUAUAUGCUGACCAUGUGGGCUCAACAAUUUGA
This is a messenger RNA of Fusarium pseudograminearum CS3096, 1842 nucleotides long. RefSeq lists its product as uncharacterized. Bases 1 to 1842 code for a protein of 613 amino acids. NCBI's taxonomy places the organism in Eukaryota, Fungi, Ascomycota, Sordariomycetes, Hypocreales, Nectriaceae. Gene Ontology annotation, biological process: DNA repair; telomere maintenance. The record is from RefSeq and is a predicted model, not a curated record. The transcript has a single exon. Gene Ontology annotation, molecular function: ATP hydrolysis activity; DNA helicase activity.